Hansenula ciferrii is the source of this 582-nucleotide messenger RNA. It is a transcript of the gene RET3, whose product is annotated as coatomer subunit zeta. Gene Ontology annotation, biological process: intra-Golgi vesicle-mediated transport; intracellular protein transport; retrograde vesicle-mediated transport, Golgi to endoplasmic reticulum. The transcript has a single exon. Gene Ontology annotation, cellular component: COPI vesicle coat. Lineage: Eukaryota; Fungi; Ascomycota; Saccharomycetes; Phaffomycetales; Wickerhamomycetaceae. The record is from RefSeq and is a predicted model, not a curated record. Bases 1 to 582 code for a protein of 193 amino acids.
AUGUCCAAGAACUUGUCCCUUUACGCAGUUGAUGCCUUUUUAAUAUUAGAUAACGAAGGGAAAAGACUAUAUGCUAAAUACUAUAAAGCACCACACAAGACUGAACAAGAAUUUGAAGCAUCUCAAUUUGCUACUUUAAAAUCACAAAAGGCAUUUGAAAAAUCUCUAUUCGCUAAAUCUUAUAAACAAAACGCAGAUAUUAUACUCUUUGAAGAUCAUAUCGUGGUAUAUAAGGAAGUUUCUGAUGUGGUGAUAUAUUUAAUUUCUGGAUUAGAUGAAAAUGAAUCAAUUUUAUUUCAAACUUUAGAAGGUUUUAAAGAUGGUUUAGAUAAAGUUUUGAAUUAUCAAUUGGAUAAGAAAACUAUCCAAGAAAAUUUUGAUAAAGUUAGUAUAGCUGCUGAUGAAACUAUUGAUGAUGGUAUUAUCUUGGAAACUGAAUCUUCUGUUAUAGCUGCAAGAACUUCAAAAGCUCCAACUAAUGAACCAAGCUUGAAAAAUAUUGAUUUAAGUGAGAAAGGUUUAUUCAAUGCUUUCAAUUUCGCAAGAGGUAAACUUGCUGAAAGAAUUCAACAAGGUCUUUAA